AUGUGGACCUGACGACUCUUUCGUCUCUCUAAAAAACGAUUUACCAGAUACCUACAAUUUUGUUUGAAGCUUGUUUGCCAUUACUUUGGAGAGAAAAAUCUACCAGACUCAAAUAUUCUAUCACCUCAUUUGACAAAUUGUCAUGAGUCACAUGACAUGGAUGCCGUUAGCAGCUCACAGUAUAACUCGUUCGGUACCCAAUGAUGACCAAUUUCCACACCACGACUGAGUAGCCUGUUCCAUGCUCCCACAGUCCUUUGGUUGCUUCUGAUCAAAGCUGUUACAGCCUGGCAUGAUUUGGACAACAGCGAGUAUGACUGCUGGCCUUUAGAAAAACCCGACGAAUUUAAUAUGAUUGAUUGUGGAGGACUCGAGAUGGCCUGGGUGCACAGGCCUCCGGAGAAGGUGGUCAGCGGGGAGGAGUUCAACGUCACCUACGCGGCCGUCGCGCAGGACAGCUUCUACGAGUGGGCUGUGAAGAAUGAUAUCCUCUCCCACAGCAAUGCCUCAGCUGCCAAAGAGUUUUGUGAAGGACACGAGUGCCCGCCGAACUGGAAAGAUGCCAACGGGGAAAACUGCUGCAUUCAUCAUGCCAACAUCCACUCCUGCCCCCUGGCGUUCAUGGUGAAAGGGGGGAUUUGUGGUCCCUGGAUUCCAGAUGAUGGCAGGAUUUUCACCCACACUCUGUCUGCUGCUGGCAAAAUGACUCAGACCAACUGGACUGCUAAGGUGGUGCUGAUUCAUGUGGGGGUCACCUCACUGAUUGCUCAUAUCCGGGUGGGAAAGAUGCAGGUGGCUUUAGAAGCCAAGACCACAGUCUUGCCAGCUAUAGUCUGUGGAGACGGCGUGUGCGAGGAGGAAGAGAUCUGCUCCACCUGCCCGGCAGACUGUGGGGAAUGUCCCAUGACCGCGUCCAUCAAGGUUGCAAUUUGUCUCCCCAUCGCGUUCAUUUUUGUCGGCUUUAUCUUCAUAGCUGUGUGGUUUCAGUAUCAAAAGCAAAAGAUGUUUUGGGAUGAAAGCUGGAUUAUUGACUUCAGUCAGAUCAAACAAGACCAGGUGGCACGGACCACCAUGGGCAGCAUCAUGAGCGUGCCCCACGCCAACAGCGACUCCAACGCCAGCUGCAUGACCACCCUGAGCUCGUGCACGGGGGGCCUGAACCCAUCCCGCAAGCAGCACUUCACUCUGACGGGCGUUUACGAUGGACGCACAGUUGCCAUUAAAAAAAUAAAAAAGAAGACAUUUUCCCUUACAAAGACUCUCCGAAGGGAAGUGAAACAAGUAAGAGAACUGGAUCAUCCAAACCUGUGCAAAUUCGUUGGAGGCUGUCUGGAGGUGCCGAAUGUGGCCAUUGUAACAGAGUACUGUCCAAAAGGCAGUCUUAAUGAUGUCCUUCUCAAUGAGGAAAUUCCUCUCAACUGGGGGUUCAGAUUUUCCUUUGCUACUGAUAUUGCUCGAGGGAUAUCAUACCUCCACCAGCACAAGAUUUGUCACGGAAGACUGAAGUCCAUGAACUGCGUCAUUGACGAUCGCUGGGUCUGCAAAAUCACAGAUUACUGCCUAGGAACAUACCGCAAAGAGGACUGUGGUGAAGCCCCAAGCACAUACCAGCAGAGGCUGAAGGAGGUUUAUAUGCCACCAGAAGCACAGUCAUCAAACUUUGAGCCCACACUUGCAGGAGAUGUGUUCAGUUAUUCUAUUAUAUUACUGGAAAUAGCAACUCGAAGUGAUCCUGUCCCAGCAGAAGACAGCUCCCUAGAAUGCGCAUGGUGUCCACCUCUGCCCGAGCUCAUUACAGGCAAAGCAGAAAACACCUGUCCCUGCCCCUCAGAGUAUGUGGAGCUCAUUAGAAGAUGUCGGUCCCAUAAUCCAGCCCACCGGCCAACCUUUGACCAAAUCAAGAAGUUUGUGCAUAAAAUCAACCCGAACAAAGUCAGCCCUGUGGAUAUGAUGAUGAACCUGAUGGAGAAAUACAGCAAACACCUGGAGGUGCUUGUAGCUGAAAGGACGCAGGACUUGGUACAUGAAAAACAGAAGACCGACCGUCUUUUAUACAGCAUGCUUCCCAAGCAGGUGGCGGAUGACCUCCGACAGGGAAAGCCAUCCCAGGCUCAGAGCUAUGUAAGCGCCACCAUCUUCUUCAGCGACAUUGUGGGAUUCACUCAGCUGUCAAGCACGAGCACACCAUAUCAAGUAGUGGAGUUCUUAAACAAACUCUAUACAACGUUUGAUGAAAUUAUUGACAAUUAUGAUGUUUACAAAGUUGAGACCAUUGGAGAUGCUUAUAUGGUUGUUUCUGGAGUUCCAAAGGAAAAUGGAAUUCUCCAUGCUAGUGAGAUAGCCAGCAUGGCCCUGGAUCUGGUUGCCGUUUGUAAAACCUUCCGAAUUCCACACAAGCCUAACACACUGCUACAGAUACGAGCUGGGAUCCACUCAGGUCCGGUGGUAGCAGGCGUGGUCGGGACGAAGAUGCCUCGGUACUGCUUGUUUGGCGAUACCGUGAACACGGCUUCGAGAAUGGAAUCCACCAGCGAAGCCCUGAAGAUACAGUGCAGCUCUGGAACCUUUUACCUGCUGGAGGAGAUUGGUGGUUAUAUUUUAACCUGUCGGGGAUCGCUACAGGUCAAGGGAAAGGGAGACAUGGUCACCUACUGGCUAGAGGGGAAAGAGGCUGCACCUGUUAAUAAGGAAACUGCCAAGACAACUCCUGCUGUCCUAGAAAUUGAGAAAGACCAUUACCCUUCCAUCCCAGGGUGCCUCAAUAAUGACCUUCACUUCAAUCCCGUCUAACACCGUGUGACUGCAGAGGUAUUAUUAUAUCAGCCUGCCUUUUGGGGUCAAAGUGGUCCUCUCAUUGUUUUCCAUAGCAGAGGUUUUUUUGUUAUCUACUUUCAUGAACGUUACAGGGAAUACUUCCAUGUAGAUAUUACAGUGAGGAUUUCGACAUGAAAAGUGAGGUAUUUGAAAUUAGUCUGAAGAUUACAAUGAAACUUCUUAUUUUUCACAACUGGGGAAAUUCCAGCAGAGAUAUAUUUUGUCAUAAAGGCUUUCCCUAUACCUCUAUUUCUGUAUAAUUCAACAUAACAGCAUGGGGUACGAGCAGCCGGUUUCGUCAACAUUGGUCCAUCAAGAACUCCACAGGGCAGGAUACCAGGUACCUGGCAAUGCACUGCGAGUCCAGUGUGCAGUGAGUAAAGCACCAGCAAUAAGCUAUCAAGCAGCGGACAAAACGUGAUGCGGUCAGAUUAUUCAUCUUUCACCACAUUCUCAACAAACAGCCAAGUGCACAUGUGGAGUCAUCCUCAAGAAUUCUACAGCCCUGAGUGCUUGAGUCCAACAGUGAAGGGCUCUCUGGGGUUCUGUAAUGCUGUGGGGCACAUUUUCCGGGCACAGUGUGGGGGCACUUAUUCCCUUUGCAGUCAAGGUCAAUUCGAAUCACUACUUAAAGAUACUGAGUGAUCAUGCUCACCCCAUGUUGCAGCAUUUGUAUCCCAUCAGAAGACGGACAGAGCAUGUGUGAUCACCCAGUGAUUUGAUAAGCAGGGCAGGACACUGAUGUUCUCCAUACAUCACAGCCUUGUCAGGCACCAGAACUCAAGCCAAUCAAAAAUGUGUGGGAUUGUCUGGAAUAAUGAAUACGACAACGUUUUCCACCUUCCUCAACCAGGCGUGAGUUGAUUGACUUUCUAAUGGAAGAAUGGUGCUGCAUCACUCCUGCAGAAUUCCAGGUAGACACCGGUAGACUCUGUGCCACUGCAUGUUGACCAUACCGGUUGCCCAACACCCUGUUAAGUGACUUUACAUUGGUGUUUCCAUUUUUUGUUCACGACCUGUAUGUUAAGACAUAAGUUGAUUAACUUGGAAUAUUUAGUUGACUCUUACACAAGUAUUAAAUCUGGAAGGAUAAUUAGUAAUUCCUAGGAAAACAUUUCCUUGAACUAAUGCAAACAAGUUGUUUGUUUAUUUUUACCAUAUUUCAGAAUGAAAAGACUCAGCUGUGGCUCUGGUCUUUAACCCAGAAAGGAAUGUGAAAAAGAGUAAUAUAUCUGUCCACACGUGUAAUUUAUUAUUCUUGUUAUUGUUAUUGUUAUUAUGGUUGUUGUUGAUAUUGUUAAUCUGCUUUGCUGACACUCAUAUCUUACAUUGGAUAAGCAACAGUCAUGUGUGCACAAGAAGUUAAUUAAAUGAAAACUAAGACUAGUACAAGCUAGAAAUGCCAUGUAAGCACUGUGCUAAGAUUUAUCGAUGUCCUUCCAAACCAGCAAGAUCGUAUAAAAUUAAAUACUCGUGUGUUGUUAAGUAUUGUGUAGUGCCAUUUUAAUAAGGAUAUAUGUAUUGAUUUAACCUAUUUUCUUUUAGUUAAUUUUUUAACAAGUACAAUAGCACACAUUAAGAAUGCCACUCUUUUCAAUUCUGUUUCAAUUUUGUACUUAUUAAAGCCUCCUCCUUGAAUGGCACACAAGCUAAUUAGACUAGACUAGAGCUGAUUAAAGGACCCCUGAUUAAAUCUGAACUUCAACCUAACCACAAGUCUCAGAUUUUCAAAAAAUUGAUCGUUGGUGUGCUCUUUUGGUUAACACGAAACCUCUGGCAGGCUGAAAGGUUCUGACAUGUUCAGAAGAGUAUAGGGUUCAAGGAUUUACUGUAUAUGGAAGCUGAAAUGGCCUGACCAACUGGUGUGACUGUGUGAAAAUAAACUUGCCCCUACUCCAGCAUUACAGUCGUACUUCUGCUUUUGUAUUUUUUUAAAGCAUCCGAUUAAAAGAGAAGGCAGAAAAAAAGAGUUAUGUAAGCCUAGAAUGUGAUAUUUUCAGCAUGUUCUGUUAAGGUGGCGUGAAGUUGGUCCUCUUUUUUAGACUGUUUUGCGUUUUGUUAGUAAAUGUUACAAGGCAGGGUAUUCUAGCACACUGGUUCUGGAGUACUCCUGUGUCUGCUGAUUUUUGGAUCUAGUUACUCAGAAUAUUUUAUACCUACUUUAAAAUCUCCAACUAUUUAGAAGCAGAAAAACAGUUGAAAAAGUGCUAAGUACACACUCAAUGGAAUAUUGAGUCCAAUGGUCCUUCUGUUGCUUGUUCAAACCUUCAUUUAUUGUUAAUUACAGUAGGUGACCAAGCCUAGAAGUCCUGAGGCAUACGAUUGGCCAGGGGCUGGGUUUGCCUGUGUAGGACAUGGGAUUCUCAGUUUUUCAUUUAACAGCCAUUGCUGAGACUGCUGGAUGCCUAUACUGUAGGUUUCCAGCUUAUUGUCAAGGAGUGAAGCUUCAAUUGUCCAAUCAGUGCCGACUCUAUUUUAAGGCAGUAUGGAGCUUACAGGGUGUCAAAUGUCAAGCCAAUCUCCCAGCUGUGCAGACUGGAAUGGUUUGUAAGCAUGUCUGAGGCCUCCCCAGGCUAGAGGGGUUGGACAGGUACAAGUAACUGAUUGACAAUCAGUGUUUCCAGACGGGUCAGGUAUAAUAACAGAAGAAAUAACUACUGGUUCCAAUAUCUAAGAAGAAAAUAGUUAAGCAAAUUCAUAGUUGGGAUGUGGCAACAGCUAUAGACCUGAGAGUUCAGCUGCAAUGAGAAACAGAAGAAAGUUGAAAAACAAUUACCUCAUUUAUUACUAAUCUAUGAAUUUGUAAUAUGUUUAAAUAAAAACACUGCUAUUGCCUACAGUAUAAUAAGAGGAAAGAUGGCUUUUAAAAAAAAAGCUAAAUAGUGCUUAAAAUACUGAGAGCUUUAGAAACACAGUGGAAACAAAUUUUGGAGAAAAAAAAAUUCUUCCAGUAAAGUGCUCAUCAGGUGGCCUGUUCUGCUCUUUAGAUACUUUCUGUGCCAGAGAAGUGACCAGCCUGCUGCACUACAAGCAUAGAUAUAGUGUACAUAAGAAAAUGUGAAAAAAAAACCAGACAGUUUACAUGAGAACCUGGACCGUGCACAUACAAGUGGACAAGGUUGUGAGGGAUUAAUUACAACAAAUUACAGCUGGAACAGUUGUAUUGUACUAAUUUAAUAUAUGUUGGAAUAAAUUGUUGUAAACGUUUAUAUUUAUAAUAUAUACAGUACAGACAUGUUUGAAUAUAGGUUUGGUACUCCUGGUACUGUAGGUUGUGUACUGAAAUUCCCCUUUAUUUUUCACCCAGUCCUUAACAAACUAUGACUUAAGUCCCACAUUUAAAUUUGACCUUUGUGAUUAACACAUUGUCAUGCUUCAUUGACUGCUGAAAGGUUGGUUGUUCUACUUAAAACAAAAGUGCUGUAUGCGACUAUAAAAUAAUAAUAAAGGAUUUUAAAUAA
Molecule: messenger RNA, 6275 nt
Organism: Lepisosteus oculatus (spotted gar)
Lineage: Eukaryota; Metazoa; Chordata; Actinopteri; Semionotiformes; Lepisosteidae
Source: RefSeq, a predicted model, not a curated record